AUGUCUCUGAAACGGGCGGUGCCACUUUUAAGGGCAUUGAGAUUGACGGCAAACUCGGCGAAUAGGAGCAUUGAAAAUGUGAAAUAUUUUAGCAAUGUAUGUCCAGUCCGAUUGGCUUCCACCGCUUCGCCAACGAAUAUUCAAGAAGUCCAGAACGCCAAAAGCGAGUUGCCGCCGACCGAAAUUCUUCUCAAAGUUGACUGGCUUCUACAGAAUUUGACGCCUCUCGUCCUGAAAUCCAAUGUGCGCAACUUCAUCGACAUUUGCCAUGACGAUGUCGUCUUCGAGGAUCGCAUUUUCAAAUACAAUUUGACCGGACGCCAAGCAUUGAUGUCACACAUCGCCAAAAUUCGAUUGUACUAUCGAUAUCUGUCGCCAUUCAACAAAACUGAGUGGAUCGGAUCAUGCGUGUAUGAGAACGAGGACGCUGUUGUGGUCUUGUGGCGAUUAUCGACGCUCGAUUCAAAUUUUCUGGCCUACUUCCCAUCGUUCAUCACGAAACGAGAGCAGAAGAUAAUAACGAAAGAAGGAGCUUUGGAUGUUCAUGUUGAUAAGGAAGGAAGAGUCCGCAGGAUAGUUAAUAGAAUGAUUACCGCUUCGGAUCGUGAAGGAGCCAAAUCUCUUGCGAAACUCAAAGCGGAGCAAGAGGAGGCGAGAAUUAAAGCCGAGGAGAAGGAGAUGAGGCGAGAGUUUGACCGACAGUAUCAUAGUUAG
Messenger RNA from Caenorhabditis bovis, 714 nucleotides. NCBI's taxonomy places the organism in Eukaryota, Metazoa, Nematoda, Chromadorea, Rhabditida, Rhabditidae. The record is from the annotation of a GenBank genome assembly.